This is a messenger RNA of Ictalurus furcatus (blue catfish), 2968 nucleotides long. RefSeq lists its product as uncharacterized. Bases 244 to 1035 code for a protein of 263 amino acids. The transcript is spliced from 7 exons. Lineage: Eukaryota; Metazoa; Chordata; Actinopteri; Siluriformes; Ictaluridae. The record is from RefSeq and is a predicted model, not a curated record.
UCGAUCACAUUUGAUGAUCAAGGAACCUACACUGUGCUGAACGUGUUGGACAACAAGAGGUCCAUCCAUUUAGUGAAGGUUGUCGCUAAAAGGAUUUCCCAGGAUUGUGUGGCUGGUGAAACGUUUCGAAUUCCACUGGGUCAGCUUGUGAAGAAUGAUGCCACACUACAUUUUUCAAACGAAGAUUUUAAUCUCACUCUGGUGGAUCACGGCUCACCUGUAGGCAAUUUACAUCCUGACUACAUGGGACGGAUCCAGGUGACUAGCAACAGCAUCGAGGUACUCAAUGUCAAUGUGUCAGAUGUGGGCAACUACACACUCAGCGAUCGUCUAAAUCGCAAAGUCAAGAUCAUCUCUAUGUACUUGGUUGAUCAACAUCAAGGGAUUAGUACAGGUCCUCUGACAACUCUUCUGCUAUUGCUCGGUAUACCACCCUGUAUUUGCUGCUGCUUUAGAAAUAAGAAUUGUAAAAAGCGAAGGCAACCCACCACCAACACCACUGUUGUGAAGUUCGACAACCAAGUUAAUCCACCUGGACCUCCACCAGCCUACGUCAAUCCUCAGGCUCCUGCAGGCCCCCCACCGGGCUAUACUCCUCCCUACCCUGCUGUAGGUGAGAGUAUUGUUCACCCACCUCCUAAUCCCAUAUUUCCUCCUCAACCACCCUGCAGUGGAUAUCCUUCCACAUCACCUGCUAUGCCCCCUAAACCUGACUUUAACCCUGAAUGCAGCAACCAGAAUCCCCUUUACCCUCCUGCAUCCAGCUUUCCACCAGCUCAGCCUCCUCAGUGGAGUGAUGCCCCGUAUACCCAACCUGCUCCAGCUGGUUUUGCUCCAGUGAUGUAUAACGCUCCUGCAGGCCCUGAGCCAGCCACAGGGGAAAUAACUGCUAUGACUCCACUACUCACACCUCCACAGCCUGAAGUGGCACAGAAUCCAGCUCCGUACACUGCCACUGAUGUCCUGAACUCCUCGGACUCCAACGUCCAGUUCAACACAAACAACGGAAAUGACUCAAGCUCCAACUUCUUGUAGUUUCUUCUCCAUCUUGACUAUUAUUGUAAACACAAAAAAGAGUGAAAUUGUGCUGAUGCAUAGGUUCAUACUUGGUCAUUUGCAAGUAGUCGUUUCAGGAUAUAAAGGAUGGUUUAAUGAACUGGUUAAAACUUGCAAUGAAAUGUAGUAUUGUCUUUUCUAACACAAGGAUGUUUCAGGUAAAUUUUAAAAUACUAUAAGUGGAGUGAGGAAAAAAGAAAGGCUAUAAUGGAUUAAUGAGUGGAUGCCUGGACACCUCACAAGUAUUGUUAAAUGAUGCAUUUGUAACCAGUAGAAUAAGAUAGACUGGGAGCUUGGGCUUAAUACUUUGUGUCUUAAUGUCCUAUGCAGGUUUUUUUUUUUUUUUACUUAGUGUACUAUGUGGAUGUGGAGUGAUGUGAAUGUUGUUGUUUUUUUUUUUUUUUAAAAACUCAGUUAUGUUGUUAAUGCAAGCAGUAAAUUAUAAAAUGUUACCUACCUUUUAGUUCUAUUUUAUUUAUUUUUUUUACCUUGAUUUUUACAUAAUCAGUUCAAAUUGAACGUUAGAAAAGAUUGGUUAUGAAUUUGGAAAAUAAUGAAGAUUUCAUGCUUCUUCAUCAUUCUUGAUGUGAUUGUGUAAAGAAAUAACCUAUAGAAUGUUACUUAGGCCAACAUCUGAAUAUAGUCAAUAUACAGUAGUCCAUUGUACUUAGAAACACAGGCUGCAUAAAACAAAAGAAAGUUUUGUAUUUGAGCACCACCAAGUCGUAGUUUUAUGCAUACACAUACAUAGACGCUGCAUUGGCCUGUUGUUGCGAUAUACCAACAUGUCCGCCAUAUUGAUCCGGGCAAGACUGCCCUAUAAAUACAAGUAAACUGGGCAGCUGCAUUUUUUCUGGAUAAAAAGCACAAUAACGUUUACAUUUCCCAAACGAUUUAAAUGGGUUAUGAUCUACGUGGAGUACAAAAAAAGUAGUUAGACUUGGAAAAUGAGUCACUGUCAAAAGGAAUUGUGAAAACACAUGCUUGUCAAUCACAGAUUUGGCAUAUUUUUCUUGGUUAAUAAAUGCUGAGAUGUCCCUAAUGCAAUAUAAUGUAAUGUACAUGAAAUGUGCGUACAGUUUUAUGUGUGAGUGUGAAUGCAUGUGUGUACCAGAUAGUAUUUUAUGUACUAACUUUGUGUAUGUCAUCUAGGAAACUGGUGUCUCCCCCUGAGAUUGAUUAUGUGGAAUAUUUCAGGAAGGACUGAGUGGAUGAAUGUAAGGGUUUUUACUUGUAUUCCCCCAAAGCAGAUAGUAUAUGGUCAAAUUUGUGAUCUAAUCAUAUCCAAUUGUUGUUAUUGUUAUGUUUACAAUACUGCUAUAUUUUAAACUCUUAGGAUUUCUAGUGCCCUGCAUGUUUUUGUUAAUUGGUAACCCAGAGAUUCCAGAGACACAUGCCUGCCCCCUGCUUCUCUUUGAAGCUGAAAAAACAUUUUGACUGGAAAAAUGCUUGGUCCCAGCUACACACCACCAACCAUUGCUGUAAAGUUUCAGUUUUACAGAAGACAAACAAUGGCAUACCAAGUUGAAAUAUGUUGGUGCACCAAUAAACAGGGCUUGAAACAAGGCUUGAAACAGGGCUUACUUUUAGUGCUGUCUUCUGUGGAAAGAAUGAAGCAGAGCAUCAGUGGGCCUUUCAGGUACUCACUCCAUGUACUUUGAUGAACAUUUGAAGGCUUUCUAAACAGUGCCCACCCAUCUAGAUGGUGUCCUAGGUAGCGGCUUUGAUUUUUACUUCACCUCAGAUAGUCAGACAAGCCAUUCUUGCCCCUUCUCUUGGCCAAAGUAUUGUGUUUUCUGUCAUUUGGACUAGGCCAACAAACCAAUUGCAUCCUUAGUCUUACAACAUUGUUUGUAUGAUGAAACCUUAUUUGACAUAAAUGCAAUAUAAUAAAACUGCUGUUUUUAAAUUA